ACAUACAAAAUGAAAUUCUUUGUUGCUACAACUUGUGUGCUUUUAUUAGCUUCUGGCAUCCUUGCCAAUCCCGCUGCCACUAAGGAUAACAGUGGUGAACAACAAACAAGUGCUUUUGCCCACUGUCUGGAAUCUGAUUCUAUUUCGUGUUUACAAUUAACGCUCUUCCGCAAAGCCAAAUCAAUCUUCGAAAAUCCCCAAAUUGAAUUGUUCGGUGGUGUCUCUUUGAUCAAGGCUAAUGAAGGUCGUCAAGGCAAAUCUUUGGAUGAAAGCGCUCGUGCCGUUGAAGCUGCUCCCAGCAUUGAAGCCCGCAACUCUGAAAUCGGCAGCUAUAUGUUGACCAAUGCCAAGAACUUCUUCGCUGAACGCUCAUUGAACUUCAACUUUGCCAAUGCUGCCCGCUCUGUAGCCCGUGCCAUUCCCGAUGACAUCAAGGCCGAUUUGCGUGAAUUGGUUGUUGAAUCCCGUACCAAGAAGAAGAAGUUGAUCAAGAAAUUCUUGCCAAUCUUGUUGGGUGUCGGUGCUAAGGUUGCUGUCUUGGCUGUUGGUGCCAUCUUCGGUUUGUUGUUCUUGGCCAAGAAGGCUCUUGUUAUCUCUGUCAUUGCCUUCUUCUUGGCCUUGGCUGCCGGUGCUAGCAGUGGCUUGAGCCGCCUUGGUGGUGGAGGAUCUGGUGGUCUUUUGGGCGGUCUCGGCGGUUUGUUCGGUGGUAAGAGCUCUGGUGCUGCCUCCGCUGGUGCUAGCUCAGGUGGUUGGUCAUCCGGUGGUGGUGCUCCCACCAGUGGUUGGUCCUCGGGUGGCAGCAGUUCCGGCUGGGACACCCAUGGUGCCUACAGCUCACCCGUUGCCCAAACUAUUGCUUACUCUGGCUACAAACAAGCCAGACGGUAAGCCAUUCCUGAAACUUGUUACUGUUAAUAAUAAGUCUCUUUUAGGGUAAUAAUUAUUAUAUUUUGAACAAAUUGAAACAAAGCAACAUUUACUAGGAAUCUUUACGAACAUUUUUAAAACAGAACGAAAUAAUUUAUUUAAUUAUUAUAAUUUAUUUUUAUUUAUUUAAUUUAUUAUUAUUUUAAUUUAUUGCAACAAAACAAAAAAAAAAAAACCUAAAAAGUGCCUGCAAUCCAAACACAAACUAUGAGAAUUUUUUUAAAAAUACUUAGAAUCUUUUGUGGGGUUUUCAAGCUGGAGAUCUUUUACAAAACCAUGUUUCGCAAUGAUUUAAAAUUCUCAAACACAAUUAUGUUAGAUUAAACUUAAAUGAUUUUACAUAAUUGGAAAAUAUGUUUUCUUUUUCAAAAUCUUAAAAUUUUAGAAUACCUAAUUUAAUAUUUUCUUUAAUUUACAGCUGAAUACAAAAACUAAUUCACAAAAUGCAUGAAUACUAGUCAAGCAUAAUGUGUAUUGAAAAUCUUAAAUCAUCCUACUCUAAAUUCUUAAACUAUCUAUCACAUACUUUCUAACUAUAUUUAACUCCAACUAUCUGUUUGUCUAUCUAUCUAUAUAUCUCUUUCCUUUAUUUUCUAUCUAUACCUAUCUCUUAACUAUUUCUUUAAAUCCUACUCUUACUUCUAUCGCUAUACCAAAACAAUACCUAUUCUUCUAUCUAACAAUUUCAAAACACCUACAAAAGAAACGAAAAAAAUACAAACUCAUGACUUUUUCUAAAAAAAAAACAUCUAAAA
This is a messenger RNA of Calliphora vicina (urban bluebottle blowfly), 1682 nucleotides long. RefSeq names its product DUF1676 domain-containing protein Osi6 (gene Osi6). The record is from RefSeq and is a predicted model, not a curated record. Gene Ontology annotation, cellular component: membrane. Lineage: Eukaryota; Metazoa; Arthropoda; Insecta; Diptera; Calliphoridae. The transcript is spliced from 2 exons. The coding region runs from base 10 to 888 and encodes 292 amino acids.